Seriola dumerili (greater amberjack) is the source of this 1818-nucleotide messenger RNA. RefSeq names its product dehydrogenase/reductase 13 (gene dhrs13). The transcript has 5 exons. Bases 17 to 973 code for a protein of 318 amino acids. The record is from RefSeq and is a predicted model, not a curated record. NCBI's taxonomy places the organism in Eukaryota, Metazoa, Chordata, Actinopteri, Carangiformes, Carangidae.
CUAGUCCAAUGCAGUGAUGUCGGCGUUGCUGUGCCUCGUAGCGGGAGCAGUUUGCUUUUAUUUGAUAGUGUACUACGGUGUGUUUAGAGGAGUGGGAUGCUCGAGUCCAGUGAAGCUAAAGGGGAAGACGGCCAUUGUUACAGGAAGCAACACUGGCAUCGGCAAGGCCACAGCUCUGGAUCUGGCAAAGAGAGGAGCCAGGGUGAUCCUGGCCUGCCGCAACAAGGAGAAAGCUGAGGCUGCUGCUUUUGACAUCCGCAGAGAGAGCGGGAACAAUCAGGUGGUGUUCAUGCAGUUGGAUCUGGCGAGUCUAAAGUCCGUGCGCAGUUUUGCUGAAACCUUCCUGAAGACCGAGCCCAGACUGGACCUCCUCAUCAACAACGCAGGUGUGAUGGGUCCAGGGUGCACUGAGGACGGCUUCGGCGCAGCGUUCGGGGUGAACCACCUGGGUCACUUCCUGCUCACCAACCUCCUCCUGGAGCGGCUGCAGCAGUGCGGUCCCAGCCGCGUGGUCACCGUGGCCGCGCUGCUGCACCGCUUCGGAAACAUCGACUUCCCUCUGCUGGCUUCCGAGAAAGACUUAGUGUCGGGUCAGUCCACCUGGCACGACUUCCAAGCCUACUGCAGCAGCAAGCUGUGUAAUGUGCUCUUCACCAGGGAGCUGGCCAACAGGCUGGAGGGCACCAGUGUCACCUGCUACAGCCUGCACCCAGGAGUCAUCUACACAGAACUAUGUCGCGGUCUGAGCCUGUGGCUGCAGCUCCUCAUGAUGCCCUUUGCCAAGCUGUUCUUCAUGGACCCAGAGGGGGGGUCCCAGACCACCCUGCACUGCGCCCUGCAGGAGGGCAUUGAGCCUCUCAGCGGACGCUACUUCUCUAACUGCGCGCUGCAGCAAGUGGGAGCCAAAGGACGAGACGACGCCCUGGCGAAGAAGCUGUGGGAGGUGAGUGAGAGGUUAACCAGGUUGUCAUGACAGACUGAAACCUGAUCCAGGAGCUGCAAAGACUGGAUCAACGCUCAACUGUUGGUUCCUUUAAAGCGCUGGUUUCUUAUGGUCAUAUACAUGAAUAAUGUAAGUACACAGCCUUACACUGGUGCCUCCUGUUUAUCAAAUGACAGUUUGAGAUGUCAUGGCUGCAUGUGGUUGAACCACAUUAAUGAUCUCUAUCGGGGCCCCUUCCUCAGACUUGAUUACUGACAAGCUUCAAAUGCACAGGUGUGGUUUAUAUAAUAAUCUACAGCAAGUACAGAUGUUGAUCCAAGUGGGGAUAAUGCAAAAGAUCAGACGUGUUGACUGAGUCGUUGUGUGAUUAAGCUCUAGUGCUUCUUCUGGGACAUUCGUAUCAUAUUGACAUUGAUGUAUUUGUCAGUAGUUUUUCACUGUGAGUGGCCAAACAAGCUGACGUGUCGAAGAAGAAAACUGCUCUGGGUAAAUGUGACAUUCAUUCCUGUGCUCUAAGUCGAUGGUGCCGGCAGCUUGGGGACACACUUGCUCUGUAAGGUGCUAAACAAUAUGUUUGCACAGUUAAUUCGAGUACUAUCCACAACUGUCUGCAAACCACACCACAUCGCUUGUGCAAUAGUUUAAAGUAAAAAACUAGAACACAGCUAAUAUGAUAUCUGACGCUCCAGUUCAUCUGAAGUUUCUAUAGUUUUGAAAUGAUGAAAUGUCUGUGGGAUUUUUGCCACAAUGAGAGACGUCUGAUGGAAAAUGUUUAGCUCUUAUUAACUGUAAAUCUGUGCUGAUUAAACCUGUAUUAAUACCUGUAGGGGUCUUCAUAAAAUUACAUUUGGUACAUUGUCUACUUGUAUAUUAAA